GUUAUAUAUUUUCUUUUUAAUCUUAUCUGUAUAUCUGUGUUAUAAAGUGAAUGUGUGUAUAUAAAGUGAGAGUGUUUUAAUCUUGUUUUUUUAUUGUGUGUGCUAAUCAAAUUUUUUUCAAUCCAAGUCCGAAGCAUUUUCUAUAUUCCUAAAAACAAUGUUUUGCAAUAAACGACAACGAUACUAUUCAUUUGAUAUGAUUAUUGAUGAUGAUCAAAAUCACAUUUAUGAUGAUUAUAUGCUGCUUAUUAUUAAUAACAAACAAACAAAAUUUAGUUUGUUUAAAUGUUUAAUACAAUUAUCAUUAUUAUUAAGUUUAUUAUUAGGGAUAGGUGAUUGUCUGAAAAUACGACCAAAACAAUGUUCAAAUGCUAUUGGUGAACAAGGAACUUGUAUGUUUGUUUGGGAAUGUAUUAAAACUGAAGGUAAACAUUUGGGUACUUGUGCUGAUGGUUUUCUAUUCGGUAGCUGUUGUGGUCAUAAUGAUCAAAUUAAUUCUAUACCAAAUGAUAUUCCUGUUGUUACCGUUACAUCCGCUUCAACAACAACAACAACAAUAUCAUCAACAACAACGAAUAAAUUACGUCCCGGGAGCCAUCAAUCAAACAUAACCGGCGUUUCGACAACGACAACAACAAAAAAACCAUGGAUAAAUUCAACGAUAACAACAGAAAUUCCGGUUACAUUAUCCUCAUCAUUAUCAUCAUCACAUCAUCACCAUUAUCCAUAUCAUAAACCAUCAUAUACAACAUCACAAAAACCAUGGAUUAUUUAUACUGGUCGUCCAAAUAUCAACAACAACAACAUUCCAAUAACAACAACCAAACGACCGACAUGGCCAAUUAUCAUCGUCAAUAAUAAUAAACCUUUGAUUACUUCGAAUACAAGUUCGUCGUGGAAUAUUGUUAAACCACCACCACCAUUACAAACGAUUACAAAUCAUCAACCUAUAACUAAUGGUAUUGGUCAUUGGACAUUGACAGCCGCUACUUCCACAACAGCAGCAACUAGUUCAUCGACUAAUGAUCAAUAUAGUGGAUUAUCGAAUCCAAUUUCAAUCAAUAUUGAUAAUAACACUGCUGCCACUAAUAUAAUUAGUUUAUCGGAAAGUUCAUCAAUUCCAACAACAACAACAACAACAACAACAAAUGAACCAAUUCCAUUAUCAUCAACGACAACAACAACAACAGCGUCGACAACAACAACAACGCCGUCGAUAACAACAACAACAACAAUAUCAUCAUUGAAUGGCAAACUUGAACAAUGUGGAAUCACUCAACUAAAACCAAGAACAAAAGUUGUUGGUGGUAAAAAUUCAGCAUUUGGUGCAUGGCCAUGGCAGGUUUCAGUCAGAAGAAUAUCAUUUUUUGGUUUUUCAAGUACACAUCGUUGUGGUGGUGCAUUAUUAAAUAAUCAAUGGAUUGCAACAGCCGGUCAUUGUGUUGAUGAUUUAUUACUAACCCAGAUUCGUAUUCGUGUUGGUGAAUAUGAUUUUUCUAGUUCACGUGAACCAUAUCCACAUUUGGAACGUAGUGUUAAACAAAAAAUUGUUCAUCCAAAAUAUAAUUUUUUUACAUAUGAAAAUGAUCUGGCGUUGGUACAAUUGGAACAACCAAUUGAUUUUCUACCACAUAUAUCACCAAUUUGUUUACCACCCGAUAAUAUUGAACUGUUAGGCCGAAAUGCAACUGUUACCGGUUGGGGAAGACUGAGUGAAGGUGGCGUUUUACCAACAGUAUUACAAGAAGUUCGUGUCCCUAUAAUUAGUAAUGACCGGUGUAAAAAUAUGUUCUUAUCGGCUGGCCGUCAUGAAUAUAUACCGGAUAUAUUUAUGUGUGCUGGUUAUGAUGCUGGUGGUCAUGAUUCAUGUCAAGGUGAUAGUGGUGGUCCACUGCAAGCACGUCGUUAUGAUUCUCGAACAACAAUUUUUUCACCUGAAGGUCGAUUAUAUCAGGUUGAAUAUGCAAUGGAAGCAAUUCAACAUGCUGGUACUUGUCUUGGUAUUUUAGCAUCUGAUGGUAUUGUUUUAGCUGCUGAAAAACGUAAUCCGAAUAAAUUACUUGAUGAUGUUAUUACUUCGGAAAAAAUCUACAAACUUUAUGAUGAUAUGGCUUGUAGUGUUGCCGGUAUUACAUCGGAUGCAAAUGUUUUAACAAAUGAAUUACGUUUAAUUGCUCAACGUCAUUUAUUACAAUAUGGUGAAAGUAUACCAUGUGAACGUAUUGUUAGUUGGCUUUGCGAUAUUAAACAAGCAUAUACCCAGUAUGGUGGUAAACGACCAUUUGGUGUAUCAGUACUGUAUAUGGGUUGGGAUAAACAUUAUGGAUUUCAAUUAUAUCAAUCAGAUCCAAGUGGUAAUUAUUCCGGUUGGAAAGCAACUUGUAUUGGUAAUAAUAGUAGUGCUGCUGUUGCAUUAUUGAAACAAGAAUAUAAAGAAGGUGAAACUAAUUUGAAACAGGCAUUAGAAUUGACCAUACGGGUAUUGAGCAAAACACUUGAUACAACUAAAUUGACCGAAGAUAAAAUUGAAAUCGUUACACUUACCCGUGAAAAUGGUAAAUCAAAAAUUCGUAUGCUACCAGCAAGCGAAAUAACCAAAUACAUAAAAUCGUAUGAAAAAGAUGAAGCACAAAAAGCUGAAGCGGCUAAGAAGGAAAAAGAACGCAAGGAAGAAGAAGAAGAAGAAACAACAACAACGACGACUAGCUCAACAAUAUCAUCCACAAACGCAAAUGCAGCUGUUACGGAAACAACAACAACUAAACGUACAUCCGGACGUUUACGUAAAGUAGAUAGUGGUAAAGUGCCUAUACAUCAAAAAAAUCUAUUUCCAGGUCGUCCAGGACGAAAUAAUCGUCCAAAAAGAAAAUUUGCCCAAAAUUUAAUAUUAAAUUUUUCAGAUAGCUCAACAACAAUAAUAAAAUCUGAAUCGAUUAUUGAAAAAUCAGAAGAAAUUUUAAUCGAAACAAAGCAACCAUCACCGUCUCCACCACAACAAGAAGAACAAAAAUCUAUUUCAACAUCAUCGACUAUCGAAUCAACAGCAAAUGAAACAAUCGAUCAAAAUGAUAUUGGUGAAUUGAAAGAUCCAUCAACAGAUUCUGUUGUUGAUGAAUCUGGUGAUUUAUUAUUAGAUGUAUCAUCAUCAGAAUUGAUAACGGAAACAUUAUCAGGUCAAAUGGAUCAUUCAUCUAUUCACCGAUCUUCCUCAUCACCAUCAACAAAUGAACCAGAUUCGAUUUUAAUCAAUAAUAAUAAUAAUUCGGUAUCGAUUCUGGCGGAAACAAAUAUUUCGACCGAUGAUAAAAUUGUUACAGCUAAAAAGAAAUUAAAUAUUUCAGGAAAAAUUAAAGGAAAAUUAAGUGGUAAUCGUAGAAAUAAAACUAUUGAAUAUCGUAAAAAACGUGGACCAAAAGGAAAAUUUAAAAAUUAUAAUUCAACAAACACCACCAGUGCUACUGUAGGGUUAUCAUCAUCAUCAUCAUCAUAUGCAUCAAUUUCAUUUUAUAAUGGUGGAUAUCAACAAUCAACAAAUAAUAAUUCUUCCAAUAUGAAUAAUCAACAAUUAACAACAACAUCCAUAACAGAUAAUAAUAGUCAAGAUGAUAAUGGUGGUAUUGAAAAUAAAAUCAUUUUAUGUUCAAGUAAAGAUAAUUUUCUAUUAAGUCAAGAUAUUUGUGUUAAUUGUGGAAGUUUGGGUAAAGGUGAUGAUGGUCGAUUGAUUGCCUGUGCUCAAUGUGGUCAAUGUUAUCAUUUGUUUUGUGCUCAGGAUUCACAACCAACCAAAAUAACCAAAACAAUGCUUAAUAAAGGUUGGCGUUGCCUAGAAUGUACCGUUUGUGAAGGUUGUGGAAAAGCAACAGAUGAUUCACGUUUAUUAUUAUGUGAUGAUUGUGAUAUUAGUUAUCAUACAUAUUGUCUUGAACCACCAUUAGAAGAAGUACCACAAGGUACAUGGAAAUGUCAAUGGUGUGCUAUUUGUACAAAUUGUCAAUCAACCAAACCUGGUUUUCAUUCAGAAUGGCAAGAAAAUUAUACAUUAUGUGGCCCUUGUGCUAGUCAACAAAAAUGUUCAAUAUGUAAAUUGAAUUAUAAUGAAAAUGAUUUAAUAAUACAAUGUAUACAAUGUCAACGUUGGUUACAUUCAAAAUGUGAUUCAUUAAUGGAUGAAAAUGAAUGUGAAAUUGCAUCAAGUAUUGGUUAUCAAUGUUUAAAUUGUCGUCCAUUAAAUGAAUUGCCAUCAUAUAUACAAGCAAGAAAAAAUGGUACAUUACGAACAAUAUUUAAUAAAAAAAGACAAGAAGAACGAAAUGAUCCUGAAUUGAUGAAAAAAUCUGAACAACAACAACAACAACAGAAAGAAGUCAGUGGUUUAGAUCAGUUUGAUUCGAAUAUAAAUCGCAACGAAGAUCUAAAUAACCAAACAAAUUCAAUGAAAUUAUUAUCAAAAUAUCAUUUGGUUGAUGGUAUUUAUCUUUCGGAAACAGGUUUAGCAAUGAUAAAAUCACAACAAAUUGAACAACCGAAAAAAACUAGAUCAAAACGUAAAAAUAAUAAAGAUGAUCAACAAGAUGAUCAGCAGCAAUCAACGAAUGGUAAUAAAGAACAGGAUAUCACCGAUAAUAAUAAUGAUAAUGAAAGUGAAGAAGAAAAGAAAAAACGUUUACGUCGUUUACGUCUGGAUAAAUUAGGUAUUGGUGGAUUUCUGAUAAAACAACGUGGUGGUAGUAAUGGUGGUGGUGGUAAUAAUAAUCGUUUUGAUGAAACAAGUCAAGAUUUUAAUAAUAAUAAUGGAAAUUAUUUUGAACCGACAAGAUCAACAACACCGGAAAAUGCUUCAUCUUCAGGUACAGGUGGUGAAAAUAGUCGACGUCGUCGUCGACGGAUAAAUAAAAAGAAAAAUCAAUUACAAGAUCAAUAUCCAAGUUAUUUACAGGAAGCAUUUUUUGGUAAAGAUUUAUUAGAUGUAAUAACAACUGCAUCAACAGCAGCAAAUAAUUCAAAAGAAAUGUUUGAUGAAAAUGAUGGCAAAGAAUCCAAUAAUGAUGAUGAUAAUGACAUUGAUGACAUUGAUGGUGAUGAAGAAUCAAUUUCAAAAGAUGCUAUUGUUGAUUUGAAUUCGUUGAAUCUUGGUUUGGAUAAUAAAACAACAACAACAACUACUACUGUUACAAAUGGACAGAAUAUUGUUAAAAAUAAUGAUGAUUUGAAUUUUUUUGGUGAAAAUUUUGCCGUUGAUGAUUUAAUAUCACCAGUUGAUUUAUUUGAUAAAUUAUUUAAUGAUGAUGAUGAAAAUGAAUUAUUGAAUGAAUUAUCUGUGGCUACUGAUGGUGAUGCUAAUGAUAUUGAUGGUGGUAAUAAUCCAGAUGAUCAAAUUGUUAACGAUAUUGAUGAUGAUGUUAUCGGUGGUUGUGGUGAUAAUAAAUCAAAUAUUGUUGUUGAUAAUGUAACAACAUCGGUUUCGGAACAACAACAACAACAACAAACGAAUAAAAUGAAUUCAAUGGAUGAUAUAUUGGAUCCUGGAUUUAAUUUUGGUUCAUUGAACGCAUCGGAUGGCCUACCACAAAUGGAUAGUAAAGAUGUUGAAGAUUUUUUGGUUAUGUCAAAUAAUUCAAUGCCUGUAACGGAUGUUGUUGAUGUUGUUGUUGCACCUCCACCAUCAAUGCCACCUGCAUCAUUACCACCGCAAUUAGUUGCGGCGCCAUCAACUCCGCAUCCAAAUCUUCCUAUCCAACAACAACAAACGGAAAUGAUACCACAUCAUCAUCAUCACCAGCAUGGUCAUCAUGGUCAUCAUCAUCCUCUUCCUCAUCCACAUCAUCAACAUCAUCCAUCGCAACAAAUAAUGGCACCAAAUAUGUCUGGCAAUGAAUUAUCAACACCUGUAACACCUGUUAUUAUGAAUGAUUCAAUUUCAAAUUUACAUCAACAAUUUUCCAAUACAUUUGAUAGUCUUCCUCCAAAUCAUCCCCAGCAUCUUCAGCAUCCGCAUCCGCAUCAUGCUCCACCUCCUAAUCAUACAAUGGCUCAACAACAAGCAUCUAUGGUACCGCCACAGCAAUCAUUUAAACCUCAUCCGCAACAACAACAGCCAUUACCAAUACCACCAUCCAAUCAUCAAGAUAAUUAUUAUCAUCAUAAUAUACCACAACAACCACCACCACCACCGCCGCCAUCAUCACAGAUUGUUUCGAAUGUUUCGGUAACGGAAACGGAUUCUGAACCAGGAACAUCACAAGGACAGAAAAAUUUUAUAAAAUGGGAAGCUGAAGAAGCAUUAGGCAGAUAUGCAACAAUAUCAGCUGUACUUUAUGCAAAUGUUAAUCAUACAAAUUUGAAACAUGAAUUCCCGGAAUGGUCAAAUCGUUUAAAACAAAUACAUAAAAUAUGGCGGCAAUUAUCAACUGAACAACGACAACCAUGGUUACAAAUGGCAAGAGAUAAUCGUUCAGCACAGAAAAAGAAUCAAACCGAAAUGAUUAAUAAAACGAUGGAUAGUGGUAAUAAUAAUGGUAAAAAAAUGGAUACUGGUUAUCAUAAUCAUCCGCAACAACAACAACAACAAUCAGCAUCGCAAUUACCACCACCACCAUCUCCGUUACCAUCAUCCAGUGGUAAUGGUGGUGGUGAUUAUCAUCAUCAUCAUCAAGCAACAAAAAUGUAUUCAUCACCACCAAUUGGUGGACCAAUCAUUUCACAAAUGUCACCAAAUCCAACAAUGAUGCAACAACAACAACCUGUAGCUAAUCAACAACAACAACAUCCAAUGAGUCCGAUUAUUUUGUCACCACGUUUAAGACCUUAUAAUGCGGAACAAGUUAGCGUUAGUGGUGGUUAUCCUCAACAACAAUCUUCGACAAUAACAACGCAACAUAUGGUACGGCCACCAUUUUCACCAAGUCAUCAAUCAUCACCGAAUAUUGGUAAUGUUACAUCAGUAGAUAUUGGUCAACAAUCAUAUCAAUCAUCAUCAAUGUCACCGGCUGGACAACGAUCACAAUCACCUUAUAUACAACAACCAUCAACACCAAAUCCAUAUAUAACACCUGUACGAACACCAUUUUCACCAUCAUCAUCAACAACUGGUCAUCAUCAACAUCAUCAUGCUCAUCAUCAGCAACAACAACAACCUGGAACACCACAUCAAACGGAUCCUUAUUCAUCAAUGCCAUCAAGUGUAUCAUCACAACCAUUAAUGGCACCAUCAACACCUGAUUCACCUUAUGGUCCAAUUCAGCAACAACAACAAUCAUCUGUAAUGACACCAUCAACACCUCAACCACAGCCACAAUCACCUGCUCAAUUAGUUCAACAACAAUCACCAAUUACAUCGGAUAAUUCAAUGAUAUAUGCACGUUCACCACGACCAUCAUUAUCGACGAUUAACAAUAGUAAUAAUACUCCACCGAUUGUUGCCGCAUCUAAUCAACAACAACAAAUUCGUUGUCAUUCAUUUGAUGAAAGUUAUGGUGGUGGUCGACAAUCGCAACCGCAAAUGUAUUCACCACAAUACAUGCAGCAAACGCAACAACAACAGAAUCCAUUCCAAAAUGAUUCAUAUGGUAAUAUGAAUAGUCCUGUUACUUGUCAAGCUGAUACGUCUGGUGGUGGUGGUAUCAAAGUUCAAAUGAUGCGUCCAGGUGGUCCUCGUCAACCUUUACCACCAGGGCAAUCGCUUAAUCAACAACAACAACAACCACCAAUGAUACGUCGUGCCUUAUCCGAUCCAUACAAUAGUGGUGGGGCUGGUGUUGGUAUUCCGGUUGGUAAUCCAAUUCGUUCACAACAACAGCAACAAUAUGUUCAGCCAAAAAUGGAUGAAAUUGAUAAUGGUCAAAAUAAACAACAUUUAAGAAAUUUACUUCAAGUUCAUCAGAUGCGUCGAUCAGAUUCUUUGCAAUCGACACCUUCACCUUCAAAUACACCACAGCCACAAUUGCAACAACAACAACAAAGACCACCAAUAUGGUCAACUGAUCAGCAACAGGUGAAUAAUUUCCGGCAACCAAUGUCACCGAUUAUGGCACCACGUAUGUCAUCACGUAUGCCAUAUCAAUCAUCAAUGGAUCCAAAUCAACAGCAGCAGCAGCAGCAACAAAAUUAUCGAUUUAGAUCAAAUAUCGAUAGUGCUCAGCAGCGACCAAUGACAAUGAUGGGUCCAGGAAUUGUACGAUAUCCACCGCCAUCAACUACAUCAUCACAACAAUCGUUUAAUGUACGAUUUACAUCAUCGCAACAACAACUUGGAAAACCUAGAUCGCAACAACAAUGGAAUAAUCCAAAUGUACCAUCAUCAUCACCUAUUUCGACACAACAACCUAUUCGAAUGCCUAUUCAAUCAUGUUCUCCAAAUGAUUCAAUGAUUCGUCCAUCACAAUCACCAUUAUCAUCGACAAAUAUUAAACCCGAAAUGAUAGAUAAUCAAGAUUUAGAUAUGUCAUCAAAACAACAAUCCACAUCAUCAUCAUCAUCAUUGAUUGUUGGAAAUGUUGUUGAAACAGUUGAUGAAACUAUUGUCGGUGGUAGCAGUAGUGGUGUUGGUGUUGGUGUAGAUUCACUUGCAGUUGAUGAUGAUGAAUUAUUACAACUUGGUAAUGAUUUUAAUAUUCUGGAAUAUGCGGAUCCAGAUGCAAGUAUGGAUGGUCGUUCAGUUGGUAAAACAAGUAUAUUCGAUGAAUUGGAUGAAAAAGAUGAUAUGUUGGCGAAUGAAAAUAAAGAAAAAUCCGGAAAGAAGAUUGAUGUUGUUAAGAAUGAAAAUGUUGAUCAACAACAACAACAAUCGCAACAACAAAUUCAUCCAACAACAACAACUGCCGUAACAUUUCAACGACAACAAUCGCAUUUGCAGCAACAGCAAUCGCAACAGCCACCAAGAAUGAUUAAAUCAGAAUCACAGCCGCAGCAGCAACAAGGACAAUAUUUUAGUUCGGAUUCAUUAUUAAGUGAUGAUGAUUUUGAACGAUUAAAAAAUGAUUUUUUUAAUGAUGAACAACCUCAACAACAACAACCGCAACAACCGACUGGAUAUCAGCAACAACAACAACAACAAUCUACAAUGAUGCAAUCAAAUCAAAUGUCACAAUUAGCUACACAUCCGCAACAACAGCAACAGCAGCCAAUAUUACAUCAACAACAGCGUCAACAAUAUAAUCCGAAUAACGCUGUUGGUGGAUGGCCAUCACCGCAACAACAAAAUCGUUUACCAUAUCAGCCGCAACAACAACGAAUGCAUAUUCGAACGAUGUUACCGCAACAACAACAAGCAAUGAUGGGACGGCCACAACAUAUGAUGCCGCAAAUGUAUCCAAAUACUGGUCCUGGUGGUGGACAACGAAUAAUGUUACAACAACAGCAACAGCAACCUGUUCAGAAUCCACAUUUAUUACAACAACAACAACAAAUGUCACAUGCUCGUAUGAUUCAACAACAACAACAACAACAUCAUCGACCACCGAUGCCUGGUGUUGGUAACGUUGAUGAUUAUAACGAAAUGACACAACAACAAAAUUCAAUGCUCCAGCGACAGAAAACAUUGGAAACUGAAAUAGCUCAGAUGCGUAAAACAAAAAAAUCAUUGAAUGCACGUCAACGACAAUGUAGAAAAAAUCAAAAUGAAUUAAAUGAAAUGGAUGCUGAAGAAUUGGCAAGAGUUACACAGCGAAUACAUGAUGUACAAAAACAGCUGGAUCAAGUUCGUAAAUAUAAUAAACAGAAUAAUAUUAUACCGGAUAAACGUAAAACAUCCACAGCAACAUCAGCAGCAGCAGCUUCUUCGAAUACAUUACCGCAUUCACCAGGUGCAAAUCGAACACAAACACCACCAACAACAAGAUUAGUAAAUUCACCAUCAUUGGCUGCUUUAAGUAGUAAUCAAUCAGGUCCAAAUACACCAUUAGCUGGAAUAUCAUCAACAACACCACAAUCACCAUCAUUAAUAAAUCAAUCACCAUCAUCAUCAUCAUCGUUGAUGCAAAAUAAUUCACCAGUAAUGUCUGGUUUACAUUCACCAGCAACAGUUGCAGCAACAAUGCCACAAUCACCAAUGACUAUUGAUCAAUCAUCAAUGAUUGUUACAUCGAAUGUUGUUGGAAUUCGUCCACAAAUCGUCCAAGAUGAUAAUAAUCCAUUUUCAGAUGUUUAUUUACAAAAAGAAAAGAAACAACAACAACAACAAUCAAUUUAUCAUCAACAACAAUAUCAAUCAGGAUUUGAUGAUGGUCAACAACAACAACAAUAUUAUCAACAUCCUGGUCAAUCUCCAUAUCAAAGAAAUUCAUCAUUAUCAUCAUUUCCACCACCACAAUCACCUGUACAAACUUAUCCGCAAAGAUUUCCAGGUCCAUCUGGACCUAUCAAUACACAUUUUGUUCAACAACAACAAUCCGGUCAAAUUCAACAGCAACAAUCAGUACCAAAUUAUCAACAACAACAACAAAUUCGUAGACCACCACCCCCACCUUAUCCUGGAAAUCCUCAACAACAACAACAACAGCAGCAUCCUGGUUAUUGUCCACCAUCACCUGUUGUUGUUGGUGGCGGUGGUUAUCGUUCACCGCAUCCAUCACAACAACUUCGAAUGCCAAUGCGAAAUCCAAUUCCACCAUCACAGCCUCAACAACCAUCUUUAUCAUCGCAAACAAUCGAUCCAUCAAUUAUGCAACCAACUACUACUGUUGCCGCUACACAUUAUCAAGAUCCUGGUCAUAUGCAAAUGAUGCAACAAUCAUAUCAACAACAACAACAACAAAUGAAUCCAAUGAUGGAUCCAUCAAUGAUUGGUGGUGGUGGUGGUGUUCCUAUUGUAGGUGAAGCUGAAACAACUAUGGAAUUUACCUUGUCUGAACAAGGUAAUGGUGUUGAUAAUGAAUCGGACCCGUUUACAUUUUUAAAAGAAAAUGCUAUGGAUUCGGAAAAUAAACAAUCAUCGCAGCAACAAGUUGAACCAGUUCAGGAACCGAUACAGGAAAUUCUUAUUUCAUCGGAAAAUAAUGAUAAUAAUUUACAGCAACAACAACAACAACAAUCAUCAUCAUCCGAUUCGAAUCAACAACAACAAUCAUCAUCGGAUAUUGUUGAAACUGUUAAUCAUUCAACAGCUGAUGAUUCAUCUGAUCAUUUGCCGGAUGAACGAAAUGAUGAUCAUAAUUCAAAUCAAUCGGGAAUUGCCGCAGCUAUCGAAGAGUCACCAGCUAUUCUUUCAACAAAUCAAAUUCAAUCGGAUACAUCAAAACAACCACAACCACAACAACAAUCAUCAGAUGAUGAUGAUGCACAUUCAAUUAAACAGAAUGCAUUAUUAAAAAAAUUAUUACAAAAUUGUCCAUCAGCUGAUCAUCUUAAAUCAUUAGCAUUAUCUAAUCAACAACAGCAGCAACAACAACAAAUUUCAACAAAUGAUCAAAAUCUAAAUAAACAGGAAUCUUUACCUACUGCUAUUUCUUCUUUGUCUGCUGUAAUUUCAAACGAAACUUCUGAAAUUGAAUCAAAAUCAUCAACAACGAUUUCAUUGAUUGAAACUACUGCUGCAAAUGUUGAAACGAAAGAUUCGACAACUAUUUCGACCGCACCGGUUGAAAAUGCUGUUCCGGUUACUGUUCCGAUUCCAGCAACAACGAUAAAUGAAUCAAGUACUACGCCGACUACACCGACAUUACCGGUAAAAAAACCAAGCUAUUUAGAUAUAAGACGUGCACAAUUAGAACGUGAACCAACACCACCACCUGAAGAUAAACCAAAACGUAAACGAACAGUAAAACGUAAAGAAAGUCAAAAAAGUAUUGAUAGUCAAGAUUCAACAAGUCAAGAUGUUUUUUCGAAUAAUUCAAAUCAAACUACAAUGACUAAAACGAAAAAACGUCCAAGAAAAAGUUCACAAACAAAAUGUGAUGAAAAUUCAAAUGAUUCAACCAGUACAAGCAAUGAAAAACUUUUAACAUCAAUUAUCAAUCAUUUUCGUACAUUACCUGCUGUACAAAUUGUUGAACCUGAUAUUCAAGUAAAUCUGAAUGUUUGUCUACCGCCAGAUUCAUCUACGAAUGGAUUUAAUUCAUCAUCAUCAUCGAUGUUAUCAAGGAAAAAAACCCAAUUAAAAGGUUGUUAUGGUAAUGCAUAUUUACCCACACAAAUUGAUUAUUAUUCAUAUUAUCCAUUUGGACCAAAUCGUCCAACACCGAAUAUGAUACCAACGAAUUCAACAACAAUGUUGAAUUCAAAUCAAAAAGUUGGUUAUUAUCAAGAAGAAUUUGGUCGAUCGUUUAUGGAUAAUUUUAAUAAAGAUGAAUCAACAUUAUUAUCAUUCAAUAAUAAUGAUAUAAAAGAUGAAUCAUUUUCAUUAUAUUCAAGAGAUAUUGAUAGUCCAGAAACAAUUGUAUCAUCAUCAUCACCUGAAUGUAUGUUGUAUAAUCAACCAAAAGAUGAAUAUAAUCGUAUGAAAUAUAUUAAUGAUAAUUCGGAUAAUGAUCAUGAGGAUGAUGAUGAUGAUGAUGAUUAUUUUAAUGAUCAAGAAGAUCGAAAAUCACCAUUUAUAACAUUUUUACCAAUACGACCAUUACCAUUAUAUUCAGAUAAUGGUGAAAAUAAUAAAGAAAAUGAAUUGAAAAAUCAUCAUCACCAAAAUCAUUCACAGAAAACAAAAUCUACUUUGAUGAAUAAAUAUGGUCAUAAUCAACAACAACAACAACAACAAUUGCCAUUAAAAGAAUAUGAUAAUAAUGCACAGGUAGAGAUUACCUUAAUGAUUAAUCCAAAACAUAAUAUUAAAGAAGUAAUGGAAGCAUUAGCAAAAUUAUUAAAAUUAAAAACAACAUUUACAUAUAAUGUUGAAAAAUCAUCAUCAUCGAUAACAACAACUGAAGUGAUUGAAAUUAAAAAUUCGAAUAAAAUUUGUUGUAAAUAUUGUCAUUGUACAUUGGAUAAUGAUCGAUCAAUGAUUGGUGGUGAUAAUUUGACCAUUAUGGAUGAUAAUGAUCAAUUUUGUAAUAAAGAAUGUUUUAAAAAUUAUACAUUAACAAAUGUCAAGUUGAAAUCGGAUAAUAAUAAUUUUUCGAUUAAACAUGAAGAUAUGGAUAUUAUUAAUGAUGAAUCAAUGGAUAUUGCUGAACCAGAAUUAUUAUCAAUAUUUAAUUCGGGUACUGGUGGUGGUAAUAAUUUAGAUAAUAAUAGUGAACCAAGUACGGAUAUUGAAUCAAUAAUCAGUAUAAAUGAAAAACAUUGGAAAAAUACAAGAUAUUUAUAUUGGAAUAAUGAUUCAUUUAAAAGAAAAAACAUUGUUGCUACUAUGGUUGAUGAUAAUGAUAAUUCUGCCAUCAAACUUGAAGAUAUGAAUGAUACCAAUGAUGAUAAUGAUAAUGAAACUGUUGAAGAAUUAUUAGAUCGAUUGGAAAUAUGUUUAAAACCAAAUCGUACAAGUCAAGAAAAACGACAAUGUAUUUUUUGUCAUGAAUUGGGUGAUGGUUGUGCUGAUGGUCCAUCCAGAUUAUUAAAUAUGGAUGUUGAUAAAUGGGUUCAUUUGAAUUGUGCCCUAUGGUCAUAUGAAGUAUAUGAAAUGUGUAAUGGUGCUUUAAUGAAUGUUGAUCAAGCAUAUAAUCGUGCUAUGAAUUCGGUUUGUGUUAAAUGUUCAAAACUGGGUGCAUCGAUAAAAUGUUUUCGUUUACGUUGUAAUAAUUCAUAUCAUUUUCCUUGUGCUAUCAAAGAAAAAUGUGUAUUCUAUACGGAUAAAACAUUAUUUUGUCCAACACAUUCCGCAAAAGGUUUACCAUUUUUAAAUGCUGAAGAAAUGAAUUCUUUUGUUGUUAAUCGUAAAGUUUAUAUUAAUCGUGAUGAACAAAAACAAAUUGCCGCAAUGUUACAUCAUGGUGAUGAUAAUAAUCUAAUGCGUAUUGGUAGUUUGAUAUUUUUAAAUAUUGGCCAGCUAUUACCACAUCAAUUACAAAAUUUUCAUACAGAAACAUGUAUAUAUCCUAUUGGUUAUAAAGUAUCAAGGUUUUAUUGGAGUCCACGACAUUUGGGUAAACGUUGUCAAUAUAUUUGUUCAAUUGCUGAACGUAAUGAACGGCCAUUGUUUAUUAUCGAAGUUAAAGAAGAUGGUUAUGAAACAAUAUUGUAUGAAGCAUCGACACCAAAAUUAGCAUGGGAAAAAAUUAUCAAAUCAAUUGUUCAAUUACGUGAACAAGCACAAACAAUUAAAGUAUUUUUUGAUUUUAUUACCGGUGAAGAUUUGUUUGGUCUUAAAGAACCAUCAAUCGUACGUAUAUUAGAAUCAUUACCUGGUAUUGAUCAACUUGAUGAUUAUAAACUUCGAUAUGGUCGUUCACCAUGGUAUGAAUUACCAUUAGCUAUUAAUCCAAGUGGUUGUGCUCGAUCAGAACCAUUUAAACGUUUUCAUUAUAAACGACCACAUACAUUACAUAUUUCAUCAACUAGUGUACAUCAUCAUCAUUAUCAUCAUCAAUAUCAUUAUCAUAAUCAUCGUUUAUCAACAUUACCAUCACCAUUAAUAAAUACUGAUUGUUCAUCAUCAUCAUCAUCAUUAUCAUUAUAUGUUAAACCAUUUGCACCAUCAAAAGUAUCACAAUAUCGGAAAAUGAAAUUAGAAUGGCGUAAUAAUGUUUCACUUGGCCGGUCACAAAUCCAAGGUCUUGGUUUGUAUGCAAAAAAAGAUAUUGAAAAACAUACAAUGAUUAUUGAAUAUACUGGACUUAUUAUACGAAAUCAUAUUGCUGAUCGUAAUGAACGUAUCUAUGAACAACAUAAUCGUGGAAUCUAUAUGUUUCGUUUGGAUGAUAAUCGUAUAAUCGAUGCUACAUUACAAGGUGGACUUGCACGUUAUGUUAAUCAUUCUUGUGAUCCAAAUUGUGUAACCGAUUGUGUUCAAAUUGAUCGUGAAAAUAAAAUUCUUAUUGUUGCUAAUCGUAAAAUUCAAAAAGGCGAAGAGCUUACCUAUGAUUAUAAAUUCGAUGUUGAAGAUGAUCAACAUAAAAUUCCAUGUCUUUGUGGUGCUGCUAAUUGUCGUAAAUGGAUGAAUUAAUCUAAAAAACAAAA
This is a messenger RNA of Dermatophagoides pteronyssinus (European house dust mite), 15042 nucleotides long. It is a transcript of the gene Sb, whose product is annotated as serine proteinase stubble. Gene Ontology annotation, molecular function: serine-type endopeptidase activity. Lineage: Eukaryota; Metazoa; Arthropoda; Arachnida; Sarcoptiformes; Pyroglyphidae. The record is from RefSeq and is a predicted model, not a curated record. Gene Ontology annotation, biological process: proteolysis.